AGUUUGUUUUGUUUUGAUUCUUUCAUUCGACGCGCACCAGAUUUGUUUAUUUCUUCAACUGGAAAUAGUUUCGGUCUUAAAAAUGGUGAUUAAGUGCGUAGUUUGUGAACAAAAUGAGAAGAAAUACAAGUGUAAAACAUGUGAAGUGCCUUAUUGCUCCUUACCCUGCUAUCGAAAACACCAAGAAACGCCCUGUGAAACGCCACAGCGAGAACCAUCUGCCGAAAAUGACGACAAAUCCUUGAGGAACUAUCUCUACACAACGGUGGACACAGUCGAACCUGCCAAACUGGAACAACUAAGACACUCGGAGCAGCUGCAAAAUCUCCUGUACAACCCACACCUGAGAAGGCUUCUGACCGAAAUAGACACGGCUCCCGAUGCCCGCAAAGCCAUCCGAGUAGCCAUGAUGGAACCCCUUUUUGUGGAGUUUGCCGACGAGUGUCUGAGAGUGAUAGAACCACCGGAUGCGAAUGAAAGACACGAAUUAGAACUGAUGAACUCGUAAAAUGCGAGUUUGUAAUAUUUUUUCUCUCUUUAACUUUUAUUAGUUUAAUAAAUUCUAUGUACAGAAACCUAAA
This is a messenger RNA of Uranotaenia lowii, 581 nucleotides long. Its product is annotated as zinc finger HIT domain-containing protein 3. Gene Ontology annotation, cellular component: pre-snoRNP complex; nucleus. The transcript is spliced from 3 exons. NCBI's taxonomy places the organism in Eukaryota, Metazoa, Arthropoda, Insecta, Diptera, Culicidae. Gene Ontology annotation, molecular function: protein binding. Bases 83 to 508 code for a protein of 141 amino acids. Gene Ontology annotation, biological process: snoRNA localization; box C/D snoRNP assembly; maturation of LSU-rRNA from tricistronic rRNA transcript (SSU-rRNA, 5.8S rRNA, LSU-rRNA). The record is from RefSeq and is a predicted model, not a curated record.